This is a messenger RNA of Asparagus officinalis (garden asparagus), 2818 nucleotides long. Its product is annotated as kinesin-like protein KIN-14H. Gene Ontology annotation, biological process: microtubule-based movement. Gene Ontology annotation, molecular function: microtubule binding; microtubule motor activity; ATP binding. Bases 286 to 2682 code for a protein of 798 amino acids. The transcript has 17 exons. Lineage: Eukaryota; Viridiplantae; Streptophyta; Magnoliopsida; Asparagales; Asparagaceae. The record is from RefSeq and is a predicted model, not a curated record.
CAUUUCAAAAUCGAAAAAAGAGCCCCCCUGCUCUCUCUCUCUCUCUCUCUCUCAUCUCGAUCAGGAACCCUAAUUUUGAGCCCAGGAACAAAAAACAGGACAUCUUUUUCGUUGGAAUUUUUAAUUUUAUAUUGUUUUUGGUUGGGAGAGCAACGGCUGCGACCGCCUCGAUCUUUCCUUUCACUCCACUCAAAGCCCCCACCAGCGCCUAAUUGAAAGCUCCGUUUGAAACCCUAACCCUAAUUCUUUUUGCUAUUUUUUGGCGGAGUGAUUCUUCUUUAAGCGAUGUAUUCGCGUGGGCAGAACAUUCCUCGAGCCCCCUCGACCACUAAGGAGAAUUUAGAUGAGACGCCCAUGGACAAGCGGAGGAGGAUAACAGUUGGAAAGAUGGUGGGACCCAAUACCACCAAUCUCCGGCCUCGGCAGGUACUUUCAGCGGUCAACGUUGGGCCCGCUGAUCCGACGUCUGCUGCAAACUCUGAUGCCGGGAGUACUGUUGGUGGGAUUGAGUUCAGCUCGAGGGAGGAUGUCGAGAGGUUGCUCAGUGAGAAAAUAAAGGGGAAGUUUAAAACUGAUCUCAAGGGAAAAAAUGAGCAGAUGAUAGAGUACAUCAAGAAGCUAAAAGCUUGCAUCAGAUGGUUCAUGGAGCUUGAAGAUGGGUAUCUAUUGGAGCAGGAGAAGCUUAGGAGUUUGUCUGAAGCUGAAGAGAAAAGGCAUGCCGAGAUAGAGACCCAAAUGAAAAUUAACAUUGAGGAACUAAAUUCAAGAAUUGAAGAUCUUCAGGGACAAUGUGCGUCUUUGCAGGAGAAGUUGAGCAGGGAGGAAGCUGAAAAAUUGGCUAUAAGUAAAUCUUUCAGGGAAGAAGCAGAAGCUAGGGUUGCUUCAGAUAGAUUACGAGCUUCAUUAGCAGAGGAACUUGAAAGAACUACAGAAGAUUUGAAACGGAAUAGUGAUCAGAUUAAAUUGCUUCAAGAUACCAAUAAGAGGUUACAGGAGUAUAACACCAGCUUGCAACAAUAUAAUAGCAAUCUUCAGGCAGAAUCUGUUAAAACUGGGGAAGCCAUCUCAAAAAUGCAUACAGAGAAGACUGCAAUGAUGGAAACUAUUGCAAGUUUAAGGGAUCAUACUAACUUGCUUAAGUCUCAGUUGGACUCUUCCAGGUCUUCUCAACAAGAAGCUAUAAAGCUUAAAGAAGAGUUAAGAAAAGAAGUUGGUUGCCUUAGAGCCGAACUGCAGCAAGUAAGAGAUGAUCGUGAUCAUCAGUUAUCACAGGUCCAGAGUUUGAGUAUUGAGCUCGCCAACUACAAGGAACUUACUGGAAAGACUUCCAAGGAGUUGGAUACUAUUACGACAACUAGAACUACCCUUGAGGCAACAUGCUCUUCACAAAAGGAACGAAUCCAGCUAUUAGAAUCCCAAGUUGAGGCGGCUAAUGAAAAACUGAAGAGAGCUGACUUAACAGCUAUUGAAGUAAUGACUGAAUAUGAAGAGCAGAAGAAUACGAUAAAAGUAUUGCAAAAUCGUGUUAUUGAUGCUGAUAUUCAGAUCUUUGAAGCCGAGAAAUUGCGCAAGAAAUUGCAUAACACUAUUCUGGAGCUUAAAGGAAAUAUUCGAGUAUUUUGCAGAGUGAGGCCAGUACAUGACAGUGACUGUAAUGAGGUAGAUGGUGCUAUUGUUUCCUACCCCACAUCAUUUGAAUUUCUUGGGCGAGGCAUUGACUUGAUGCACCAUGAUCAAAGAUAUUCAUUCACCUUUGACAAAGUAUUUGAUCAUAAAGCGUCACAAGAAGAUGUAUUUGUGGAAAUUUCACAGCUUGUACAGAGUGCACUUGAUGGCUACAAGGUUUGCAUAUUUGCCUAUGGACAAACUGGUUCUGGCAAGACAUAUACCAUGAUGGGACAACCAGAAGCUUCUGAGCAGAAAGGAUUGAUACCUCGCUCGUUAGAACAAAUUUUUCAGAUCAGCCAAUCUUUGGAAAGUCAAGGUUGGAAGUACAAAAUGCAGGCCUCAAUGUUGGAGAUAUACAAUGAAACCAUUCGUGACUUGUUGGCCCCAAUUCGUUCUAGCAAUUUUGAUGCUACUGCUGCCCAUAGCAAAUUUGCAAUCAAGCAUGAUUCUAACGGUAAUACUCAUGUAUCGGAUCUUACAGUUGUGGACGUUUGCAGCAUUAAGGAGGUUUCAUUUCUCUUGCGGCAAGCUGCACAAAGCAGGUCUGUGGGCAGGACACAAAUGAACGAACAAUCAUCACGAAGUCAUUUUGUCUUUACUUUACGGAUAUCAGGAGUUAAUGAGAGUACGGAUCAACAUGUUCAAGGGGUACUUAACCUUAUUGAUCUUGCUGGAAGUGAGCGACUGGCCAAAAGUGGUUCGACUGGAGAUCGUCUAAAAGAAACACAGGCAAUUAACAAAAGUUUAUCAGCUUUGAGCGAUGUCAUCUUUGCAAUUGCGAAGAAAGACGAUCAUGUUCCAUACAGGAACUCUAAGCUUACAUAUCUUCUCCAGCCUUGCCUUGGGGGUGACUCGAAAACCCUGAUGUUCGUGAACAUCUCUCCCGAGGUAUCCUCAGCAGGAGAAUCGAUAUGUUCCCUUCGGUUUGCUGCACGGGUGAACUCAUGUGAGAUUGGGAUCCCUCGCCGUCAGACUCAGAUGAGAUCCUUAGAUUCAAGGCUAAGCUAUGGCUGAAGAUGUAGCUGCUGACAAUCUUCUAACAUUGUGUUGUGUUGUAUUGUAAUUUGUAUAGCGAUGGCCACACAGGUUCAAAAUGGUCUAGAGUUUUCGUAUUAAUAUGCGCGCAUGAUAUUGAGUAAUUCUUUCUCUU